AUGCUCAAAGAACGUUUGCAAACAGCACACCCUAACCGAGAGCCUCUUCCAGAGCAUUGGUUCAGAUUCCAAACAGGACAUCUACCCAUCUCCAUCGACACUCCGGGGUUCCACUAUGACCACAAUGGAAAUAUCUUCCGGAGUGCCACUCAAAUCCUUGUGAAUGGGGACAGGGCUGUGAUGGACAGCGGCGCAGCUAUCGAUAUUAUCUACUCUCGCAACAAGGAUGUUGAAGACUGUCCUGAAAAUCGCGCGCUCGAUGCGAGGCAAUGUUUAGACUGGGCAACCACCAAGAAGAUUCUAACACAAAUCGACGAUACGCUUUUGGGCUGGAAGACAGAAGUGACUCUGAAGACACUCCGAAAUGGCUCGAUGGAUCUUCAAACAACCCAUCAUAAGCAUCAUGAUGUUGGAAACACACUCCCCGACAACGUCGUCAUCGACCGCCUCCCCGUUUCUGCGAUUCGACUCCACUUCAACCACAGAUCUGGCCUUGGCAUUUACAAAGCUGUUAUCGCCCCAGAGUGGGGGAAAUAUAGAGUUUUCAAAGGAGUGACCGAAUUUUCGAAUCCUCUACAAGAUCUUGAAUUCUUUGCCUCGCUUCCGCACUCCGAUCACUUAAUCCGACCUACGCAUGCAGUCGUAGACGAAUCAGGCAAUUUCCGGGGUAUGCUCAUGGACUUUCACUACGCAGGCAACUUGGCUGAAUACGUUACCGACCCCCGUCUGGAUAACGAGUGCUCUUGCGCUGAUUUACCGCCAUUUGGGCCAGAAGCAACCCCCCCUCUACUUGAAAACACAGUGUUGUUUCCGCUGGAGGUUAAACUUGGGUGGGCGCGCGAUAUUGCUGCUGCCGUAGCGUGGUUACACCAGCAGGGCGUCUUCUGGGGCGACCUUCAUCUCCACAAUGUCAUUCUCUGCAACGAUGGACGAUGCCGCCUCAUCGACUAUUACCCUGAUCCUUCCGUCUGGACCCCACGCUACUCUCCGCCAGAGCUGAUCAUAGCCGAGCGUGCUCGUGAACUUCCGCUGACCCCACAGCGGGACGCGUUCCAUCUGGGGAUUGCACUAUGGGCGCUCAUUGAGGAGGCUGUAGAUUUCACGCGAGAAGUCCAGUGGGUCCGACCGUGUUUGCCUUGGAGAGAAAGCACCCCGCGGUGGCUGGUGGAUGUGGUCGAGUCGUGUCUCGCUACUGAUCCAAACGAGCGUUCGUCUGUCCAGGAUGUGUACGAUGUGCUACUGUCUCAUGUCGAGUAG
Molecule: messenger RNA, 1257 nt
Organism: Mycena indigotica
Lineage: Eukaryota; Fungi; Basidiomycota; Agaricomycetes; Agaricales; Mycenaceae
Product: Protein kinase domain-containing protein
Exons: 2
Coding region: 1-1257 (418 amino acids)
Biological process (GO): protein phosphorylation
Cellular component (GO): cytoplasm
Molecular function (GO): protein kinase activity; ATP binding
Source: RefSeq, a predicted model, not a curated record